AUGUGUAAACUUGUGUUUCUACCUCCAUACUCACCUGACUAUAAUCUCAUCGAGCAGGCAUUUUCUUCUAUCUUAUGCUGUCACUUUCUUGAUAUAUCCUUGACAGCUAUCAGACAAGCAUGCCAGCACAUUACACCUGACAAAGUGGAGGGGUAUUUUCAUGCUUCUGGUUACAUUGCCUAG
This is a messenger RNA of Suillus discolor, 183 nucleotides long. RefSeq lists its product as uncharacterized. The transcript has a single exon. Gene Ontology annotation, molecular function: nucleic acid binding. The coding region runs from base 1 to 183 and encodes 60 amino acids. The record is from RefSeq and is a predicted model, not a curated record. Lineage: Eukaryota; Fungi; Basidiomycota; Agaricomycetes; Boletales; Suillaceae.